Molecule: messenger RNA, 537 nt
Organism: Erigeron canadensis
Lineage: Eukaryota; Viridiplantae; Streptophyta; Magnoliopsida; Asterales; Asteraceae
Product: secreted RxLR effector protein 161-like
Exons: 1
Coding region: 1-537 (178 amino acids)
Source: RefSeq, a predicted model, not a curated record
AUGGGGACACCCAUGGAAACUCGAACUAAAAUCCAUGCAGAUUUAGAAGGAAAACCUUACAAUCAGAAACUUUAUCGCAGUAUGAUAGGAUCACUUAUGUAUCUAACUGCCAGUCGCCCGGAUAUUAUGUUUGCUACUUUCAUGUGCGCCAGAUUUCAAGCUAACCCUAUGGAAAGUCAUGCUAAAGCAGUUAAAAGAAUUUUUCGGUAUCUUAAGGGAACUAUGAAUCUUGGUUUAUGGUAUCCGAAAGAUACCGGUUUUGAACUAACUGCUUACUCAGAUGCAGACCAUGCAGGGUGUAAGUUAGAUCGCAAAAGCACUUCUGGUAGUGCACAGUUUCUUGGUGAUAAGUUGGUUGGUUGGUCCUCAAAGAAACAUACAUGUGUUUCCACUUCCACUGCUGAAUCUGAAUAUGUAGCAGCUGCUAGUUAUUGCUCUCAAGUUUCGUGGAUGAAGACUCAACUCUCUGACUAUGGUAUCAAGUAUGAUCAAAUUCCAAUCUACUGGGACUCCAAAAGUACAAUUGCAAUCUCUUGA